Grosmannia clavigera kw1407 is the source of this 2433-nucleotide messenger RNA. RefSeq names its product 2-dehydropantoate 2-reductase. Gene Ontology annotation, molecular function: NADP binding; 2-dehydropantoate 2-reductase activity; DNA binding. Gene Ontology annotation, cellular component: mitochondrion; cytoplasm. NCBI's taxonomy places the organism in Eukaryota, Fungi, Ascomycota, Sordariomycetes, Ophiostomatales, Ophiostomataceae. Bases 1 to 2433 code for a protein of 810 amino acids. The transcript has 4 exons. The record is from RefSeq and is a predicted model, not a curated record.
AUGACCGGGCACUCAGAGGCGUCUGCUCUCGACGCCUCGUCCGCCAAGCUGUUGCCCCUGCUACGCUCCCGACCGCCGGCAUGGCCGGUGUCUGGGCCGUGCGGCUGCUGCUGUGCCCAUCGUCGUGGCCUGUCGAUAUGGCCUCUCGCCGGCCAGCGAGCUUCGGCUCGCCAGACCAGCUCGCCCUGGUCCCGGACAGGUCGCCAGCAGACAGUGCGGACGACGACGACGUCGGCAGAGUCCCUCUCGGCGCAGCAGCCGCCGUCACUGCCGCCAUUGUCCCCACCUGUCGACUAUCAUUUUCCCUUUGGCAAUCCCUCGCUGCUCAUAGCCACGCUGCCGAGCCGGCAACACGCAGCCUAUGAGAGCACAGCCAGCUCUUCCUCGGCCGGAGUCGUUCUUUCUCCGCGUCCAUCACUCUCCACUCUGCGUCCAACGAGAGAGCGGUCCCGACAGUCCCGCGAAAGUCGCCGUCUGCGAAAAGCAGAGACGCUGCCACUAGCACACAGACACCACCCCCCACGGCAGACGGAACAGCAGCCGGACGGCCGGCCUGAUGCGGUGUCGCCGACACCAACGGCUACAACAACGGCCGAAACAGCCACAGACGGAGACGCCCCGCCUGCAACGACAGCAACCGAGCAGCCGCGGUGGUCGGAGCCGGUGUACGUGCUGGGCAGCGAUCCGCGGGCGACGUAUCUGGCUCACAUGUUGUCGGGCUUGCCACAUAGCCCGCCGGUACGACUGCUGCUGUCGGGCCGGGCGAUGACGAACUGGCUCGAAGAGGGCCGGCGGGUACGGCUGGUACGAGCAGGCGUUGUGCAGCCGCGAGCCCGCGUGGUGGCCGAGCUGCUCGAGCAGCCGACAGAUGCGGCACUGCUGGCGGCAGCAGCAGCAGCAGACGCGCCACCCAACACGCAGCGCCGGGUCAGGUCGCGGCACCGGCACAUCGAGAACCUGGUGGUGACGCUGCCGUGCGCGCGCAGCAUCAGCGCGAUCCGCUGGCUGCGGCACCGCAUCGACCAUCGCACGACCAUCUGCCUGCUGCAGUCGGGCCUGGGCGUGGCCGAGCGGCUCAAUGAGCUGUUCUUCGCCGACGAGGCAUCCCGACCGCGUUACGUCCUCGGCUACAUGACGCACGACCUCGGCUACGGCAACCAUGACCGCAACUUUUCGCUGACAGAGCUGGUGCCCGGAAUCCUGCGUCUGACGGCCUACUAUCCGGACACAGGAGCACACAAGACGGGUGGUGCAGACGUGUCUGGCGGCGAGCUGCAGCUGGUGCGGCUGCUGGGCCUGACGCCGACACUGGGCGCAGGCGGCUACGAGGUGGACGAGUUUCUGCGGUGGAAACUGCCGGAGAUGGUGUCCACGGCAGCUGUAGAGCCGAUCGCGACCGUGCUGGACCUGGCGCCCAAUCUGGUGUGGCGGAACGGCGAGGCGCGGGCGCUGGUCGAGGGCCUGAUACACGAGAUGGUGGCUGUGGUGGCGCGGCUGCCCGAGACGCAAGGGUCAGCGAUGCUGGCCGAGUUUGUGCAGAGCGGCAUGCUGGCACGACAGGCCCAACAGGGACGGCAAAAGGGGCCACCACCAGCACACGAAGACGUCGACGGCCUGGCGGCCCAGCACCGAGAGACGAGGCUGCGGUCAGUGCGCGCGACGACGCAGCAGUCGACCGUCGAGUGCCGGAUGGCGAAGCUGGUGCGUGAAGGCCGCGUGACGGACAUUCACUUUCUCAACGGCUGGUUUGUGCGGCGUGGCCGCGAAGUCGGCGUGAGCUGUCCGCUGAACGAGAUGGUCAUGCGGCUGGUGCGGGCGAAGCAGAUGACGGGCCGUGCGCAGAUGGACAGCUACGUCCCGCUGGUGACGGAAGACGCGGCCGCAGCAGAACAGCCUGCGUCUCCACGACAGCCGCUGAUGGCGCUAAAAAAAAUCCGCUGGAAUUCUGCCGGUAAUUCUACCCCGCUGUCACGGACGCUCCACGACGACGUGUCUGCACAGCAACGACGGUCAGCGACGAGCAGAAUGGAAGACGACGAACUGAAGCGGAUCCGUGAAGAGCGUCUCCGGCAGCUCAAGCAGCAGGGCGCCGGCGGAGGAUCGGAUCAGCAACAACAGCAACAACAGCAGCAGCAGCAGCAGCAGCGCCAAGAAGCUCGCAAGGACAUGUUGAACCAGAUUCUCGAGCCCGAAGCUGCCGACCGGCUGGCGCGCAUCCGGCUGGUCCGGGAAGAGCGCGCGACCGCCGUCGAGGACCGCCUGCUAGGACUCGCCCAGUCCGGUCAGCUGCGCGCAAAAGUGUCCGAGGCCCAGCUCAAGGACCUGCUGCAGCGCCUGUCGGACGCCGAGGACGCCAAGCACGGCUCCGGCAGCAUCGUCGUCGAACGGCGGCCCAAGGGCUACCUCGACGACGACGACGACCUGGACUUUUAG